Messenger RNA from Fopius arisanus, 3467 nucleotides. RefSeq names its product beta-1,4-N-acetylgalactosaminyltransferase bre-4. Gene Ontology annotation, cellular component: Golgi apparatus. The coding region runs from base 706 to 1884 and encodes 392 amino acids. Gene Ontology annotation, molecular function: galactosyltransferase activity. The transcript is spliced from 7 exons. The record is from RefSeq and is a predicted model, not a curated record. Lineage: Eukaryota; Metazoa; Arthropoda; Insecta; Hymenoptera; Braconidae. Gene Ontology annotation, biological process: carbohydrate metabolic process.
CUGAUCGAAAUGUCCUGUGCGGUUGAAAUUUAUCCCAGUUCCAAAUCUCAUGAUCAUUUCGAAUGACAUCCACCGCGCAUGUGGUGAUUGAUACGAAAAAAUAGUGAUUAAGGGGUUGAAAAAUGUGGGGAGUGUCGAGUAAUUACCUAGAACUGUUUUAUCCUGGGAUGACUGAACACCUGCACCGAGGAUAAUUAAAUCUUGGAUAAUACCUCAAACGAAAUCAGCAGUCAUUAGACACUGGAAACUAAUUGAUGAUUCAGUCGGGAAAUCGUCGAGGUGAGGCAGAUGUGCGUGGAGACACUAUCAACAUAUUCUUGACCAUGAAGAGGUCAUUUUGUCUCGAAUAAUGGUAAUGACACCUUGUCUUCGGCUAAUUGAGAGUUGAGUCACGAUUUUCCCGCGCAUUGAUGAUAAAAUAGCGACCAGUGAGUUUUAAAGUAUUUGAGAAUCAUUAACAUGUGAAGCCCUGCAUAAACCAAUUAUCUGAUAAAGAAAUUUCAUGAAAAAAUUUCACGAAGAAAUUUCACGAAAAAAUUUCACGAAGAAAUUUCAAUGGCAACAAAAUUUCAGGCCUUUGAUACUUCAAGGUAAUUGCAGCUCCUUCACAUCGCACUGUGAUGAUAAUGUGGUGCACCUUCUGGCAAGGAUAGGACAAAGUCUGUUCUACCGGUGGGAGGAAGUUAUGGUGUCUUGUCGAAUGCGAUGCCUGUUGCCGCAGCCCUGGCACUGUGGCACCGAGCCCACAUCUACAAGGCGCUCGUCUGUGUCGUACUUGCAUUGAUAGCAUUGCAGUAUCUACUGAGUGGUGUACUUGACCGUCGCUCCCUCGAGACCAUAUUCACAAUAAACGCCACCAGAUACGGUGAUCACUCCUACAGGAAUCAUCCCCACGGUUUAAUAAUCUACGGACUUGGUACAUCACCAGCGUAUCAAGCAUCUACCCUAAAUAUCACUUCAACAGCACAACUCACGGUCCAGGCAUCCCGGGACAUCAAUAAUGCCACAAGACAGGAUAUGAAUGCAACGAGAGCUAUCUCGUCACCAUCAAAUACCACAGACUUGUCUACACCUCAACGAUGUCCUCUCAUUCCCCCGAAUCUUGUUGGUCCACUGACAGUGACGAAGAAUCCCCCAGAAUUAUCAGUAAUAGAAUCAACACUCACCGAGGUGAAGCAAGGUGGUAGAGGCUGGCCAUCGGACUGCAACUCCAGACACCGUGUUGCAAUAAUAAUUCCAUACCGCGAUCGUCCCCAACACCUCCAGACACUCCUCUACAAUCUGCAUCCAAUGCUGUUGAGACAACAAGUCGAUUACCAGAUAUUCAUCGUCGAGCAAGAAGGUACUGGACAAUUUAAUCGUGCCAUGUUGAUGAACGUCGGCUACGUGGAGGCCCUCAAAGAGAGGGAAUUCGACUGUUUCAUAUUUCACGACGUGGAUCUCCUCCCAGAGAACGACAGGAAUCUCUACACCUGCCCUGAACAGCCCAGACACAUGUCUGUCGCCAUUGACAAAUUCAAGUACAGACUGCCAUACGCAGACCUCUUCGGUGGGGUUUCAGCCAUGUCAAGAGACCAAUUUCGCCAGGUGAAUGGCUUCAGCAAUGUAUUCUGGGGUUGGGGUGGCGAAGACGACGACAUGGCAAAUCGUAUAAAAGCCCGUGGCCUCCACAUCUCGCGUUAUCCAGCGAAUGUUGCCCGAUACAAAAUGCUAUCCCACAGGAGGGAAAAGGCAAAUCCCCGAAGGUAUGAAUUUCUAAAGACUGGAAAGAAGAGAUUUGGAACGGAUGGCCUGAUAAAUUUGGAAUACCAAUUGGUAGACAAAAAGAAACCAAAAUUGUACACUUGGCUUCUGGUGAGGCUUACACCACCUCAGCCAAGCUGAUGGUUACCCUGGAUCGGUUGAACUCUCUGAAGAUCAGAGUACAGCCUAGAGGCACUCGAUACGAUCCACUCAAGGACCUCCAAAGCUAUUUCAUUAUAGAAUCGAGGGGCUAAAUAGGCUGGUCAAUUAAAGAAAAACCGAAGCUAAAUGCGUCUGAAAGUUGUUGUCACGUUGAGAUCUCGAAUCCCUAUUUUUUUAACGUCCCGUACAGUCAGUGAAUUAGUAAUAGAGGAGUUAGAGCCGAUAGAGCUGAAUUAAGAUUUUAAAAAACGUGCCAAAAGAAAAAGAGUAACGAGUGAAAGAAAAGGAAAUGAUCAGUGUCUUAAGUCUUCGUUCAAUAGUGCUGUGGUAAAUCAUUGCAUUCAAUUAAUUUAAUUAAUUGAGUGAAUUACUUUGUCGUAUAUUUUUAGACGAUAAUUUCGUCAAGCUAAUUGCCUCGAGUAAUCGAACGAAUCGAUUGUUUUUUUUUUCACGAGAAUGUUAUUUUUUUGGAUGAAUAUGUUUAUUGUUGUUGUUGUUGUAUACGAGUGAGAUAAAGCUGAAUUCCAGUUUUAUAAUAAAAAAGCAUUUUGCGGAGACGUGUGGCGAAAUAACGAUGGGUGCAAUAACUGCUAGUUCGCAGGAUUAAUAGGGUAGAUUCAGACGAAUAAUGUUGUUGAGUGGGACAGUGUAAAUUUUGUAGAAGGUCGAGUGUAUUUUUUUAACAUUGUAAAUUGAUUUCCGCCGAGAUAUCGCUGUUUCCAUUAUUUGAAUUAUUGUGAAGGUGAAGAGAUACUUAGAGUCAAGUGUUUGAGGAGCUUAAUGUUGAAAACUAUCGAUUGUACAGUUUCAUAUGAGAAAUAAUGCUCCAUUUAUCGCUAUGUAGAAAGCCAGAGAUGUUUAAAUGGCACUCUACAUAUCACGUAUGAUAAUUCUGCGAUUAACUGGAUAUUGACUGUACUCACAUUCAAAAAUUAAUCGUUCGAAUAGUUAUUCUGAAACUUGCAUAUCAUUGGAGAAUAAUGUUCACAGUGUCGACAGCCCAUUAAUCUCAGAAUUAUCUGUUGUACAGAAUGCACCCGAAUUUAUUGAUACUUAAAGGAAAAAAUGACGAAUUAUUGUCUCGAGCCCACUCGAUUGUGGUUGAUUACGGAUAAUUACUCUUCAGAUAGACGAUGUGAAAAGGGAGAACAAUUUGAAGGGAGAAUGGACUGCCUUUAUCCUAGAAUAUCUCGGGAUUGGCUGACUGAAAUUUUAUUUUUCUUUUUUUAUUUUGAAGGCGUCUUUUUACGCCGUAAAAUGAAUCUCGCUCAAUCGAAAUCGUAUGGUUGGGCCAUUAAAUAUUGAGGAUUUAGUACAGUCCAUUUUACCUCGACCUCUCCUGUCGUCUUCUUCGAGUCAUAAUUGAUUGAUAAAGACAAAUAGUGAUUGUGGGAGUAAUUAAAAAAUUAGAUUACUCCACUACGUAUUCAUAAUAGCCUAAAAAUUACCCAAAAUUGUAGAAAUCAAGCAUUGAUGCUGCAGAUUACGAUGCAGAAACUUGAGGAAUUCCUAAGAUUUCGAUAUGUACGAGAAUUAAUAAAUCAGCAUAAUUAUGAAAAUUA